Messenger RNA from Fomitopsis serialis, 593 nucleotides. RefSeq lists its product as uncharacterized. The transcript has 2 exons. NCBI's taxonomy places the organism in Eukaryota, Fungi, Basidiomycota, Agaricomycetes, Polyporales, Fomitopsidaceae. The record is from RefSeq and is a predicted model, not a curated record. The coding region runs from base 74 to 466 and encodes 130 amino acids.
AGAGCAGAUACACCGUGCCAUAUACUGCGCACACAAGGGCAUCGUUGGCUCGUGGUGUGCUCCGUCGCUCAAGAUGUUCGCGUUCAAGCUGUCUGCGUUGGCAGGCUUUGCCGUUCUAGCUGCCACAGCUGUGCCGAACCUUGUCAAUCCUCGCGCCACGACGACUGUCGAUCCUUCUUGCCCAAUCGUCUCCACAGAGGUAGUCACCCAGACGUUGUCGGUCAUCGCUCCCACGACGACGGGGCCCUUCGAGACGACGACCUUCACGGUGACGUCCUUCAGCUUCCCGGAGGAGACCACCACGAGGACGCUGGUCGAAGGCGACGGCAAGACGCAUACGGUCACGUUUGGAUACAUCGACACUGGGCCAUUCCCGUCCGAUUGUCACUGUGCGUUUUUGGGUCGAUAUCAAGGACAGCGCGGGCUAACAUCGUUCAUAGUCACUUAUACGAAUAUUCAGUACUGAGGUUUGGGUUACAGGGAGUAGUAGCCAGCGCGUCAAGAGGCAGCUCAUUGUUCUGCUAGGGCCGUGAAUUGUAUAUCAAUGCUUUGUGAAUGGGCAUCUGCUACCUGCAUGGCUGCCAUAUACCUCC